Lacerta agilis (Sand lizard) is the source of this 1534-nucleotide messenger RNA. It is a transcript of the gene WSB2, whose product is annotated as WD repeat and SOCS box containing 2. Gene Ontology annotation, biological process: intracellular signal transduction. The transcript has 9 exons. NCBI's taxonomy places the organism in Eukaryota, Metazoa, Chordata, Lepidosauria, Squamata, Lacertidae. Bases 68 to 1324 code for a protein of 418 amino acids. The record is from RefSeq and is a predicted model, not a curated record. Gene Ontology annotation, molecular function: protein binding.
GCCGUCGGAACUGGAAGAGGAAACCUCCACCUUGCCGCCGGGAUCGGCCGCUUCCGAUGCGGUCCGGAUGGAGGCGCCUCCGGGGGAGCCUGGACAGCUGCGGGAGCCGGCGGCGGCGGAGAGAGAAGCGGCGGAAGGAGAGCCCAUCCUCUUGGCCGAGCUGAAGCCAGGGCAGCCUCAGCAAUACGACUGGAAAUCCAGCUGUGAGACGUGGAGCGUGGCCUUUUCCCCGGACGGCACAUGGUUUGCCUGGUCUCAGGGCCACUGCAUUGUCAAGCUGCUCCCAUGGCCUUUGGAGGGAACCCAGCAGAACUGCAAAGCUUCGGAGUACACAAAAGCCGAGGCCAGGGGCCGUGGCAGGGCCAAGGAGAAGACGCUGGAUUGUGGGCAGAUCGUCUGGGGCUUGGCCUUCAGCUCCUGGCUGCCUUCCCGUUCGAGGAAGCACAUCCUGUGGGCGCCGAGUCCUGCGUGUUUGGUCCUCGCCACUGGCCUGAAUGACGGGCAAAUCAAAGUCUGGGAGGUGCAGACAGGGCGCUUGCUGUUCAGCCUCUCGGGACACCAGGACGUGGUGAGAGACUUGAGCUUUGCGCCCGGUGACAGCCGUUCAAUCCUCAUCUCCGCCUCGCGUGACAAAACCCUGCGCGUCUGGGACCUGGGUCAAAACGGGAAACAACUGAAGGUGCUGUCUGGACACAUGCGGUGGGUCUACUGCUGCUGUACCUCCCCUGAUGGUCGCAUGCUGUGCUCCGCAGCUGGAGAGAAAUCGGCCCUGCUAUGGAGUAUGGAUUCCUACAGCCUCCUCAGGAAACUGGAGGGGCACCAGGGUUGCGUCGUGUCCUGCGCCUUCUCCCCGGACUCUGCGCUUCUCGCGACUGCCUCGUAUGACACCUAUGUGAUCCUCUGGGAUCCUUGCACAGGGGAGCAGCUGAAAUCUCUCUGCCACAUUCCGCUGCAGCCGGCCCUGGACCAUGGCGCAGACCUCCACGCCAGCUCCCUGCGAUCGGCCUGCUUCUCGCCUGAAGGCCUCUACCUGGCGACGGUGGCAGAUGACAGGCUCCUGAGGAUCUGGGCCUUGGAGCUGGGGAGCCCAGUUGCCUUUGCCCCAGUGAAGAAUGGGCUCUGCUGCACCUAUUUCCCCCACGGGGGGAUCAUUGCUACAGGGACAAGAGAUGGCCACGCACAGUUUUGGACGGUCCCCCAGGCCCUCUCCUCCCUCAAGCACUUGUGCCGCAAGGUCCUCCGCAGCUGCUUCACGACGUACCAGGUGCUGAAGUUGCCCAUCCCAAAGAAGAUGAAGGACUUCCUCACCUACAGGACUUUGUAAGGCUGUGACCGUGACUUGAUGGAGCAGUGCCUGCGGUCUGCUGGACGGAGGGGGCGGCUGGCCUCGCCGAUCGCUCGUGUGAUAAGCUUUGGUGUUUUGCAGUGCAGGGAGGCCCAGACGGUCUGGUUCCCCCCUGCUCCUUUUGUGUGGGUUUAUGUGGUUAAAGUGACCUUUUAUAUCUGGACAAGCACAGCUGGGCUACAGGAAGAA